ACUAAACCUUCCUUGUAGGGACAACUGUGGAUGAGCAAUUGUGUGUCUGUCUAACUCGCAACCAAGGCCGCUCGAUUCACCUCACCACCAUUAAUAUAGCCAAUCCGCUUCCUGGUUUUCUGAUACCAUUACCGUAGAACAAUCAGGUUUCUUUCGUAAGUGAGUUUUCAUUUGUAGUUAUCAUGGAAUCGCCAGUCAGCUCAAGCUCCAAGGUGGAAAACGAAACCAAAGAUUCAUCAGUGAAGUCAGAAACUCCCACGAGACCUAGUCCCAAAGCAAGUAGCAAACGCUCUGGUCGUUCUGACAGCAGUCCAAGUAAAGGAUCCGCCAAGGAAUCACAAAAUCAACCAAGUGCGAAAAGCCAUGCUUCUUCUGCGACACUACCUAUUUCUAGUUCCACGGCAAAGAAAAGAAAACGACGUACAAUCAUAAAAAACGUUGAUUACUGUUCCGCAUGUGGUGGUCGAGGCUUGUUCCUGUGCUGUGAAGCUUGUCCUAGAAGUUUUCAUUUGACCUGCUUAGAUCCGCCGCUCAUAGAAGAUGAAAUUCCAGAUGGAUCAUGGUACUGCACUUCAUGUUCUUUGACUCAGCAUGUGCCUCCAAAACAACCUCUUGGUUUAUGGUCUCAGCUUUUUGACUGGGUCGAUUCUGCAAAUGUUUCUCAGUACAGCUUGCCUGAUGCAGUGAUACAUCACUUUCAUGGUUUAAGUCGAGACCCAACCGGUAAAUAUGAAGAGCAAGAAGGUCAGAUCUCUCCAGAAGAAUUGUCUUCGUUGCCAAAAGACUCCUCUAUUACUUCGCUAGCAUACUGCGGCCACUGUAGUAAACCUUCAAUGGGCGCUUGUAAAGUUUUUGGGUGUCAAGUCUGUGAUACGUUCUACCAUACUACUUGCUUCAAACACGCUAAAGCUUGCCAUCAUGAUGUCCCUAGUAAACUUGGUCUUCGCGUGCCUCGGAAUGCCGUUGUUGUCCGUACACCCGCUUUGCCUGAUAAAACCAUACCUUCCGAUACUCCUCCCUUGAUUGCAGGCUGGCAAUUUGCUGUCAAAGAAGAACCAUCAGACGAUAACUGCGUAAAUUUCCCAAGGUUGCCUGUCAGUUGUCUAUACAAGGUUUCAGUUGAUGGCCUUAUUAAAGAUUUCCUGUAUACAGUUCAACAGCAAAACAAGGGCUUAGAGAAAAGUCGCAGAAUGGAAGGUAAUAUUCAGCCUACUUUGCGGAGUACUCUAAUGACAAAACGCAAUCAUCCAAAAUUGCCCCAAACACUUAGAAAAAUGUUUCUCCAUUCCCAAUAACGUAUUACGGUUACGCCGAAAUUCAGUUUAUUCAACUUGUUCAAAGUCGAAGCAUAUUCAUUUACUUAUUUUUAAGUACCAAAAAACUAGUAUUUGAGUGUUUUGCAAGGUGUUCAACACCAUAUUAAUGAAAGCUGUACAUUAUCUAAUUACUUUGUUUAACAAGACUUCACUUUUAAGAUUUUUUAUUAAAUGUCUACAUAAUAUUGAUAGUUAAUUCUAGUGUAAUCUAAAAAAUAAAGAAUAUAUCGGAACCGAAG
Schizosaccharomyces cryophilus OY26 is the source of this 1555-nucleotide messenger RNA. RefSeq names its product Clr6 histone deacetylase associated PHD protein- 1 Cph1. The coding region runs from base 183 to 1295 and encodes 370 amino acids. NCBI's taxonomy places the organism in Eukaryota, Fungi, Ascomycota, Schizosaccharomycetes, Schizosaccharomycetales, Schizosaccharomycetaceae. The transcript has a single exon. Gene Ontology annotation, cellular component: Rpd3S complex. Gene Ontology annotation, biological process: regulation of transcription by RNA polymerase II. The record is from RefSeq and is a predicted model, not a curated record.